Messenger RNA from Notechis scutatus (mainland tiger snake), 1295 nucleotides. Lineage: Eukaryota; Metazoa; Chordata; Lepidosauria; Squamata; Elapidae. The record is from RefSeq and is a predicted model, not a curated record.
UCCUCCAGCUCUUCCGGGAAGUGCGAAUAAUGAAGGUUCUGAAUCACCCGAACAUAGUUAAAUUAUUUGAAGUCAUAGAGACGGAUAAAACGCUGUACCUCGUCAUGGAGUAUGCCAGUGGAGGCGAAGUCUUUGACUACUUAGUGGCUCAUGGAAGAAUGAAAGAGAAGGAAGCGCGGGCAAAAUUCCGACAGAUAGUUUCUGCUGUGCAGUACUGUCACCAAAAAUUCAUUGUACAUAGAGACUUGAAGGCAGAAAAUCUGCUGUUAGAUGCCGACAUGAACAUCAAGAUUGCAGACUUUGGUUUCAGCAACGAAUUCACGUUCGGCAACAAGCUUGACACGUUCUGCGGGAGCCCCCCGUACGCUGCGCCUGAAUUGUUCCAGGGCAAGAAGUACGACGGGCCCGAAGUAGACGUCUGGAGCCUCGGGGUUAUCCUCUACACACUGGUCAGCGGCUCCCUGCCUUUUGACGGGCAGAACCUCAAGGAGCUGCGAGAACGGGUUUUGAGGGGAAAGUAUCGCAUCCCCUUCUACAUGUCCACGGACUGCGAGAACCUGCUGAAAAAAUUCCUCAUCCUGAACCCUAGCAAGAGAGGCACUUUAGAGCAAAUCAUGAAAGACCGCUGGAUGAACGUGGGUCACGAGGACGACGAAUUGAAGCCUUACGUGGAACCUCUUCCAGACUACAAGGACCCCCGGCGGACAGAGCUCAUGAUUUCUAUGGGCUACACCCGGGAAGAAAUUCAAGAGUCCUUAGUCAGCCAGAAGUACAAUGAAGUGAUGGCGACGUACCUGCUGCUAGGUUACAAAAACUCAGAGCUCGACAACGACAGCAGUACCCUCAAGCCUCGGCCCCAGCCGGAGCUCGCCAACAGCAUGGUCCCCUCCCCUUCGCACAAGGUACAACGCAGCAUCUCCGCCAACCCCAAGCAGCGCCGCUUAAGUGACCAGGUACCCAACAUCCCGACGUCCACGUCUUACUCCAAGAAAACGCAGGCAGCCAACGCUGAGAACAAGAGGCCCGAAGAGGAGAGGGAGGCUGGGCGUAGCAAGGCUGGAAGCACCGUCAAAGUGCCCGCCAGCCCCCUGCCCAGCCUGGAGAGGAAGAAAAGCACCCCUAUGCCCUCCACGAACAGCGUUCUCUCGACCAGCACAAAUCGGAGCCGCAAUUCCCCCAUGCUGGACCGCGCCAGCUUGGGCCAGAACUCGAUACAGAACGGCAAAGAUAGGUAAGGAGGAAGAGGAGGAGGAGGAGGUGGGAAGUCGGCCCUGACCACCCCAGAGGUUGCCCCC